AUGGGCCACGUGAUCAUCGGCUUGCCAGCACACACGCUCUCCAUAACCGAGUUCCACCCGCAGUGCGUGAGAAACCCUCCCACGGCCUCGUGCUCGAGAAUCAAGACUUGUGGGGCCCACCCCUUGAUCACCAGCCCCUUCUCCUCUCCUACCCACCCCUUCCCCUCUCCCUCUUUCACGACCCAUAAGAAACUCCUCCCGCACGACUCUAACCCGGCCGCCAUCUCCCGAACCUGCGCUUCCGAGAAAAACGAGAUGCCAAUCCAAACAGUCCCUUGCGCUCUUACCGCCGCCUCUCAGCGCUUUAUCCGCGCCGUCUCUGUUGCAGAGGGAGACGGGGCCCACGUGCCAUGCCCGCUUGUUGACCGUGCGCUUGUAGUGGUCAACAUAAGCCGGCUCGAGUUCCCGGAAGCUAUUCACGACGACCCCGAAGCUCGUACCCUCCUUCUUGGUCGAGUCUUUCACGUGUUUGCCGGCGGGAUUUUGCCCUCGCAGAUAGUCUGGCAGCUGCAGUUUGGUCAUCCGCACGGCGUCCGGGAGUCCCGGGACCACGAAUUCGUCCGAGUCUGGCGUGUGCCGGAUCAAGCUGUGAUACACGCAGAGCGGAAAGAAUCCGGCUCCGUGAAAAACGAGCCGAGGGAUCCGAAGAUCGGCCGCUACCUCGUCGGCCCACGAGAAGAAAAAGUCGGAGACGAGGCAGUCGGGCGAGUCCUGUCGCAGGACGAGCUCGACCGCGUGCCUGAGGAGCCCGAGUGCUUUGAUGAACUUGGCGGACAUGUGUGGGGAUGUGACGGAGGAGAGGCUCUCGCAGCCGUCCGGGAGGCCGGCUUGUGGGCCCGGAAAUGGGAUUUCGAUGAUGUCGAUGUUUAG
Striga asiatica is the source of this 870-nucleotide messenger RNA. The record is from the annotation of a GenBank genome assembly. Lineage: Eukaryota; Viridiplantae; Streptophyta; Magnoliopsida; Lamiales; Orobanchaceae.